This is a messenger RNA of Chaetomium strumarium, 2020 nucleotides long. Its product is annotated as GLE1-like protein-domain-containing protein. Lineage: Eukaryota; Fungi; Ascomycota; Sordariomycetes; Sordariales; Chaetomiaceae. Gene Ontology annotation, cellular component: nuclear pore cytoplasmic filaments; cytoplasm; nuclear pore. Gene Ontology annotation, biological process: poly(A)+ mRNA export from nucleus. The transcript has 2 exons. Bases 221 to 1852 code for a protein of 543 amino acids. Gene Ontology annotation, molecular function: phospholipid binding; translation initiation factor binding; inositol hexakisphosphate binding. The record is from RefSeq and is a predicted model, not a curated record.
GCAUAGUAGGUACGAAUACGUAAGGUACCUUACACAGUAGGUAGGCAGGCAAACAUUGGGCCCAGGUGUGCAUCUCGUAAAAAUCGGACCGUCAGGCAUUCUAUCGUUAGCUCAUCAACAAACAAUGGCUGGUUCCGCACCUGCACCGCAGCCUCACAACUCACUGGGAAACAUGAUCCUAUAGGCGCGAUACGCGACAUUACGUCCCACGAUAUCAAUUAUGGCAGGCUCAUCUCCUCUCCGACGGCAGAGCAACCAUUGGGCGAGUCCGCAGCGCCCGCGCUCCAUCAUUGACGAAAUCAUCGCCGAUGACAGGAACUCCGAGGAGCGACACAGACAGCUUCUUGAAGCUGCUAAAAGGGAACAUGCCCGUAUCAGAGAGGAUGCUGAACGGGUAUACUGGGAGCAGCUCCAACGGGAGGAACGGCAGCGACUCCUCGAGGAGAAAAGGAAAGAGGAAGAGAGAAUCAGACUCGAGCAACAACUCGCUGCGGAACGCACGAGAUUGAAUGCGCUCAAGGCGCAGAAGAUUCCGAUUCCGUCCCCUUUACCGAGCCCCGCCCCUGCUGCGCCACCUACAAUAAAUGGGAGGGCACCUGCUGCCGCACCAGUCGAGAACAAUGCGCCCGCGCAGACGAACGGGACGCCAUCGCCAUCGCCACGACCUCCAGAGCCUCCUGCCGGCGUCACGUCGAGACUUCCGGUCGCAGGGCCACCAGCUCAGGCACCAACGUCUGUUCCCAACAAAUCGUCGCAGCCUGCGAGGCCGGCAAGCUCGGUUCUAGGGGUCGGCAGUCUUCUCAAUCACACACCGCAGCCGAAUGGCGUUGCUUCCACGUCCGCGGCAGCUCGGUCGCCCGCUCCGCCGCCGGCCCCGCCGCCUGCACAACCGCCUCCGGACAGGUAUACCGAGAUCCACAAGAAUCUCAAGGCGCUGCGGAAGUCCGUGGCCGAACAAGCCAAAACAAAUGCGGCUCUCAAAGCAAGAAUGGGUGACAUGCGGCGGGAAAUCCGGAAAUCCAUCGGUCAACUCACCGUGUCCUCGGGAGUCGCGGGCGUAAACAAGACACAGCAACAACGGAUAUUGGCGCUGCUGCGCGAGGCGCUAUCGAACCAAGUUCAGUCGCAGCUGGUAGAUCCCAGCAACUUCGUCUUGCAGCCGAGGAAUCCGGUUGCAGGGGCUAGGCACAACGAGCCGAUACUUCCAUCAAUCUUUCUCUAUUUAAUCAACAUUUUUGCGAAAGCCGCCAUUUCCCAGUUCAUCAACGAGGCCAGCGCACGGCCAGAAACGGCGGAUCCUGUUGGUGUCUGCGUUGCCGCCGUCCUUUCCGACCCAGAUUUUCUCUGGCGGGGCGCAUCGAUGAUCGAUAUCCUGCUCGCUAAGUUCAGGAUAGUUUGUCCGGUCCUCUUUGGCUACAGAGGGAGUGAGAGAACGGAGCAGGGGAGGCAGAGGUUAGGCUGGUGGAAAGACAACGGGCAAUGGGUGACGGAGCAGCAGCACAUGGACCGCAUGACAGGUCUCGGGGCCGGCUUCGCAUCAAUUUCUCUACGAAAGUUUAUGGCGUCCAAAAAGGAGAACCCUUAUCCUGCCCGGAAUUAUUGGACGGCCAUGGCGCGAAUUGUCAACACGCCGUCUGCUGAAAUCUCCAACACCCAAUGUGUUGUCCUGAAGGCGAUGGUAGAGAACUACGAGCAGAAGUUCAUCGAGUUCUACGGGUCGGCCGCUAUCGCGGCUCUGGAAAUCGCUUUGGUCGAAUUUCCCGCCAGGGCUCCACAGAAGUCGGCGGCGGUGAAUUCUCUGGAGGUGCUGGCCCAGGUGUUGAAGCGGGAGAUGGGUCUUACUCUUGGAUAAGGUGGUCUGAUCAGGGUACGGGAAUGGCACGUGAGAGGGCUCCCUCACCAUGGGCUCGGGAUAGAGAAGGAAUGCCAUGUCAAUUUACUAAUGGGGCAAAAACAAGGAGGAGUGGUCGUCUUUAUUAGAGAAGGUGUAAGGACUUUUGGCAAACGGAAGCGGAGAGUA